Molecule: messenger RNA, 924 nt
Organism: Caenorhabditis elegans
Lineage: Eukaryota; Metazoa; Nematoda; Chromadorea; Rhabditida; Rhabditidae
Gene: W09B7.1
Product: CCHC-type domain-containing protein
Exons: 4
Coding region: 1-924 (307 amino acids)
Source: RefSeq, marked reviewed
AUGGGAGGCAGAAAGUCCAACAAAGCAAAAAAUCAACAACCGCUGAACAACGACGUCACUUCGUCUCAACUCAGUGAGAAUACCGACGGUGAAGUAGAGGCGACCCCUCCGAAGAACAUCCAAAUCGACGAGUGCCCACUCAACACAUCAGGUGCAGCGGAAUACCACGGAGAUUCCAGUCCACUCAUCCGCUCCGCGUCUCUCCUCGAUAGCAGCAUUUCUACUAUUGAGCACGAAGAGAUCGUGGUUAUGGACAUGGACACGGAACACCCAAAUGAAAGUGACAAUUAUGACGACCCGAAUGCAUCAUCCGCUCUCGAAGCAUGGAUGAAGGAAUGGAAGGAAUUCGCGACGGUGAACGAAAGGGACCGAUUCGAGGCACAAGCAUCAUUGACAGCUCUGAAUGGCUCCAUGACGGCACUCAAAGCGCAGUUGCACACGGUCGAAAGCAUCUGCAAUCGCCUGGAGACGCAAAUAAUGCAUGAGCACCACGUGGACAACGAUUCAAGACAAGCACAAGCCCGCCGCUCAUCAUCCGCUGAAUCCACCGGAACUUCUUCCAAGGGAAAUCUGCAAAAGAACAAGGACAAAAAGCCGGCAAAAGCCUACUCAGGCUCAUAUUGCAUCUUCUGCCGCAGAGCCUCCCACAAAUCCAUCGACUGCAGAACAACGACAUUCUACCUCCACAGAGAGAAUCGUGCCCGCUCCAAUGGAUACUGUAACAAGUGCCUUCAACCGCUGAUUCAAUCCGACGCAGGUCACCACUUGAGCUGCACAGAGCCGAAAGUCUCGUGCGCCUACCGCCACGAGCACUCGGAGAAUCAAGCCAAGAGUGGUCACAACGAGGUUGAGACCAAGCGUUCCAAAACCCAACCGCUCGCCACUGUUCCGGCGGUACAGGGUACGGAAAUCACCAUAGAUUGA